AUGAGGGACUCGUUAUCACCCCAAGCAAUCUUCGUCGCGCCGCCUUCCUCGGAGAGUGCCUAUGCGUUGCAAUGUGCUUGCUGCCUUUCAGCUGACACAGAGCGUCUACAACACGGCUGCCAAGCGGAGCAGCGUGUACCUGCGCAGCGCGUUGUUGAAAAGUGUCGCCGUCUUCCCACUUGCUUCGGAUUGUGCAGUGUGGCUCCCUUCUUCACUGCAAUUGUGGGUGAGGACUUGAAGACGGUCCAAUCGGCCUCGAUGACUGGCUGGCAGCGUCACAUUGCUGAUUGGGGAGAUAUUCCGACAGACCAGGCGGUCAUUCAGGCCGGUCCCUCAGCUGCGCUCUCCGAUGCGUCCGUGGCAGACUGGAAAGGCGAUGCGCUGGUCGUGUUCCUCAAAGCCAAGGAAGACGACGCAGAGGUGAAAACGGCGGACCUGCCUGCGGACUUCGAAGAUCUCGAUGGCUCAGUGGGAGGCGCCCUCAGUGCUUUCCUCGCCGCAGAGGAGUUUGAAGCCAAACCUGGCACAGCAGCUACGCUGCCCCUUUUCGGCAAGGCCGGCCCCAGCCGCGUGGUCUUUGUCGGCCUCGGGGCGGCGGAGGCCGACGCCAGGGCGGCGGGCGCCGCGGCGGCGGGGGCGGUGAAGGGGCUCAAAGGUGGCUCCGUCGGCGUUGCCUUCUCUGAAGGUCUCGAUCCCCAGGCUCUUGCUGAAGGCUUUUUCCUGGGUCUUCAUGCUGACAAACGGUUCCAGGGAGCCAAGACUCCGGACAAAGAUAAGGCGCCGAAGGGCCCAGAUUCACUGGAGAUGUUGGGCUUCCCGGACGGUAGCGACGAGGCCUUUACGAAGGCAGCAGCGAUUGCCUCUGGCGUUAUCUUCGCGAGGGAGCUCGUGAAUGCGCCGGCGAACAUCGUCGACCCACUGAAUCUGGCGAACACAGCUGCCGAGAUGGCAGGUCGCCUUGGUCUUAAGGCGGAGGUCUUGGACGAAAAGGAGUGCGAGAAGCUUGGUAUGGGCUCCUUCCUGGCGGUCAGCAAAGCGUCGAACCUCGGCGCAAGGCUGAUCCAUCUCACCUACUCGCCAGGUGGCACGGCGAAGAGGAAAAUCGGCAUCGUGGGCAAAGGACUCACCUUCGACUCCGGUGGCUAUAAUCUAAAAGCCGGUGGAGGAUCGAUGAUUGAGAUGAUGAAGUUCGACAUGGGCGGCUCGGCGAGCACCCUAGGGGCUGCUGCAGCCGUAGCGCAGCUGAAGCCCAAGGAUGUUGAAGUGCACUUUGUGAUCGCAACCUGCGAGAACAUGGUCAGCGGGAAUCCAGGUGCGCUGCAUCCAGGCGAUAUCAUCACCGCCAUGGAUGGAACGACCAUCGAGGUGAACAACACCGACGCAGAGGGAAGGCUAACCUUGGCGGACGCUCUGCUGUUCUGCCAGGAGAAGGGCGUCACGGAGGUGGUGGACAUCGCGACCUUGACAGGGGCCUGCAUGGUUGCCCUCGGCCAGGGCAUCACGGGCAUGUGGAGCAACUCAGACGAUCUGGCACAGCGCAUCGACUCUGCAGCGAAGCAGACAGGCGAGAAAGUAUGGCGCAUGCCGCUGGAGGAUGAUUACUUCGAGGGCCUGAAAAGCGACUUCGCCGACAUGAAGAAUACAGGGCCUCGAUUUGGAGGUGCGAUCACAGCGGCGCUGUUCCUCCAGAAGUUCGUGCAGAAGGAGGUGAGCUGGGCUCACUUGGACAUCGCUGGCCCGACAUGGUCCGACAAGCCAAAGGCUGGCGACCUGAAAGCUAACCAGGAGUUCCGUAAAGGGGAUCGAUAA
This is a messenger RNA of Symbiodinium sp. CCMP2592, 1809 nucleotides long. The record is from the annotation of a GenBank genome assembly. Lineage: Eukaryota; Dinophyceae; Suessiales; Symbiodiniaceae.